GCCUUCCUGCCUCCUAGUCGCUUCAGCACUCCCUGGUUGAAGGCACCACGUCCCGAGCAGAGCAGGCUGAGCGCACAGAGGGAGGGGGAGGAAGAGCUAACGCGCCGGGAAGGACGAGCUGGGGAGUCUUGUUGUCCACGCCCUAACGCUGGAGGAAACUGGGAGAGGUCACGCAGCUAGCGAGCUGGUUCUAGGCUCCAUUUAAUUGCCUCUCAAACUGUAUGACUUUGGCUUUCAAGAUCCUCUUCCCACCAACCUUCCGCGCACUCAGGCGAAAAGAAUUGUGCCUGUUCCGAGAGCCACAUCACUGGCCUGACGUAAGACAGUUCAGCCAUUGGUCAGAAAGAGAUCUGCUUCAUGGGUCCUGCCUCCUCCAGAGAAGAAAGCCUGUUCUGUCAUUCCAGGAAGGCAGUCUAAGACCACGUGCCACCUGCCUUGUUUUUUUGCCAGGGUCGCAUGUGGGACUCUGCAGUGGGCCCUGUGAGAUGGCUGAGCAACGGUUCUGUGUGGACUAUGCCAAGCGUGGCACGGCUGGCUGCAAAAAAUGCAAAGAAAAGAUUGUGAAAGGUGUAUGCCGGAUUGGCAAAGUGGUGCCCAAUCCCUUCUCAGAGUCCGGGGGUGAUAUGAAAGAGUGGUAUCACAUUAAAUGCAUGUUUGAGAAAUUGGAGCGGGCCCGGGCCACCACAAAAAAAAUUGAGGACCUCACAGAGCUGGAAGGCUGGGAAGAGCUGGAAGAUAAUGAGAAGGAACAGAUAAGCCAGCACAUUGCAGAUCUGUCUUCUAAGGCAACAGGAACACCAAAGAAGAAAGCUGUCGUCCAGGCUAAGCUGACAGCCACUGGCCAGGUGACCUCUCCAGUGAAAGGUGCCUCAUUUGUCACCAAUACCAAUCCCCGGAAAUUUUCUGGUUUUUCAGCCAAGCCCAACAACUCUGGGGAAGCCCGCUCAAGCCCUACCCCUAAGGCAAGUUUGUCCUCAAGCAGAUGUGAUCCCAAGCACAAGGAUUGUCUGCUACGUGAGUUUCGGAAGCUGUGUGCCAUGGUGGCUGAGAAUCCUAGCUACAACACGAAGACCCAGAUCAUCCAGGACUUUCUUCGGAAAGGUUCAGCAGGAGAUGGUUUCCACGGUGACGUGUACCUAACAGUGAAGCUGCUGCUGCCGGGUGUUAUUAAGAGUGUUUACAACUUGAAUGAUAAGCAGAUUGUGAAGCUUUUCAGCCGCAUUUUUAAUUGCAACGCAGAUGAUAUGGCACGGGACCUAGAGCAGGGCGACGUGUCAGAGACAAUCAGAGUCUUCUUUGAGCAGAGCAGAACUUUCCCCCCAGCUGCCAAGAGCCUUCUUACCAUCCAGGAGGUGGACAAAUUCCUCCUUGAGCUCUCCAAGCUCACCAAAGAGGAUGAGCAGCAACAGGCCCUGCAGGACAUCGCCUCCAGGUGUACAGCCAAUGACCUUAAGUGCAUCAUCAGAUUGAUCAAACACGAUCUGAAGAUGAACUCGGGUGCAAAACACGUGUUAGAUGCCCUUGACCCCAAUGCCUAUGAAGCCUUCAAAGCCUCACGCAACCUGCAGGAUGUGGUCGAGCGGGUCCUCCGCAACGAGCAGGAGGUGGAGAAGGAGCCAGGCCAGAGACGAGCUCUGAGUGUCCAGGCUUCUUUGAUGACGCCAGUGCAGCCCAUGCUGGCCGAGGCCUGCAAGUCCAUCGAGCAUGCGAUGAAGAAGUGUCCUAACGGCAUGUUUUCCGAGAUCAAGUACGAUGGGGAACGAGUCCAGGUGCAUAAGAACGGAGAUCACUUCAGCUACUUCAGCCGCAGCCUUAAGCCUGUGCUGCCUCACAAGGUGGCCCACUUUAAGGACUACAUCCCCCAGGCUUUCCCUGGGGGCCACAGCAUGAUCUUGGACUCCGAGGUGCUCCUGAUCGACACGAAGACAGGCAAACCGCUGCCCUUUGGGACUCUUGGAGUGCACAAGAAAGCUGCCUUCCAGGAUGCUAAUGUCUGCCUUUUUGUUUUUGAUUGUAUCUACUUCAAUGAUGUCAGUUUGAUGGAUAGGCCUCUCUCUGAGCGCCGGAAGUUUCUUCACGACAACAUGGUGGAAAUUCCCAACCGGAUCAUGUUCUCAGAAAUGAAGCAAGUCACUAAAGCUUCAGACUUGGUCGACAUGAUAAACCGGGUCAUCCGAGAGGGGCUGGAAGGGCUGGUGCUGAAGGACGUGAAGGGUACCUAUGAGCCUGGAAAGCGGCACUGGCUGAAAGUGAAGAAAGACUAUUUGAAUGAGGGGGCCAUGGCUGAUAUGGCGGACCUGGUGGUCCUUGGGGCCUUCUAUGGGCAAGGGAGCAAAGGUGGCAUGAUGUCCAUCUUCCUCAUGGGCUGCUAUGACCCAAGUAGCCAGAAGUGGUGCACGGUCACCAAGUGUUCAGGAGGCCAUGAUGAUGCGACCCUUGCCCGCCUGCAGAAGGAACUGGACAUGGUAAAGAUCAGCAAGGAUCCCAGCAAAAUACCCAACUGGCUGAAAAUCAACAAGAUCUACUAUCCUGACUUCAUAGUCCCAGACCCAAAGAAAGCUGCUGUGUGGGAAAUCACGGGGGCUGAGUUCUCCAGGUCUGAGGCUCACACGGCCGAUGGGAUCUCCAUCCGAUUCCCUCGUUGUACCCGGAUCCGUGACGAUAAGGACUGGAAAUCUGCCACUAACCUUCCCCAGCUCAAGGAACUGUACCAGCUGUCCAAGGAGAAGGCGGAUUUCACUGUGGCCGCUGGAGAGGAGGGAAGCUCCACCACAGGGGGCAGCAGCAGCGGAGAGAACGGGGGUGUCUCAGGGCCUGCUGGGGCUCGCAAGGCCAAGAAGGUGGGAGGGAGGCCGAGUAGCCCCAAUGACAGAGGCGGCCACAAGUUGAUAGCCAAACCUUCCCCUGUGAAAGUGGGGCAGAAGCGGAAGGCUCCCGAUGAGGCUUCAUGCCCAGCAAAGGUGCUGCUGGACAUCUUCACUGGCGUGCGGCUCUACCUGCCACCCUCCACGCCAGACUUCAGCCGUCUCAGACGCUACUUUGUGGCAUUCGAUGGGGACCUGGUGCAGGAAUUUGACAUGGCAUCAGCCACACAUGUGCUGGGUAGCGGGGACAAGAACCCUGAGGCUCAGCAGGUCUCCCCGGAGUGGAUUUGGGCGUGUAUCCGGAAACGAAGGCUGGUAGCUCCCUGCUAGGACUGCAGCCCUCCCUGGCUGUCGGCCACACACUUCCCUACCACACUGCAGGGCUGCGCUCUGGCUGGGGCAGGCUGGGGCAGGCAGGCACCGAUGGCAAGGACAAGGUGGGAUGGCCUUUCUUCAAACAGUGCAUCUUCCAGAACCCACCAGCCGUGCUUGGUCUCUUCCCGACCAGGACUUAGGUGCUGUGGGUGCCACCAGUGAAGUCCGUUUCUCCUGCUGGUUUACAUAGAUCUUUCAGAUCUGGGUGCUGGUUUGGUUGUCUUUUUGUUUUCUUUUAAAAGAAGCUUUUUUUUUUUUUUUCCUCCCCUAUAAAUAUCUUGCAGUUACCCUGCCCUUGCUCCCUCCCCCCCUGUAAUUCUCCUAGCUGGAAAGGCCGGAGUGAAGCUGGGCUGUUGAAGCUUCAUCCACAGAGCCACCUACCUGCCUAUUUCUUUGCAGGCUCCUUUUAAAGUUGUACUUAAAAGACCGCCCUCAGAAACGCUUCUGUUUGGCAGAACUUGUAUUCAGCUUGGCCCUUUUUUGCCAGGAAUGAAGCCUCAUUUGAAAGAAAACAAAAUGAAUUUUAGAAAUUAA
Molecule: messenger RNA, 3773 nt
Organism: Nyctereutes procyonoides (raccoon dog)
Lineage: Eukaryota; Metazoa; Chordata; Mammalia; Carnivora; Canidae
Gene: LIG3
Product: DNA ligase 3
Exons: 20
Coding region: 222-3194 (990 amino acids)
Biological process (GO): double-strand break repair via alternative nonhomologous end joining; DNA recombination; mitochondrial DNA repair
Cellular component (GO): DNA ligase III-XRCC1 complex
Molecular function (GO): DNA binding; ATP binding; DNA ligase (ATP) activity
Source: RefSeq, a predicted model, not a curated record